Messenger RNA from Cydia pomonella (codling moth), 1594 nucleotides. RefSeq lists its product as uncharacterized. The record is from RefSeq and is a predicted model, not a curated record. The transcript is spliced from 3 exons. Bases 268 to 498 code for a protein of 76 amino acids. NCBI's taxonomy places the organism in Eukaryota, Metazoa, Arthropoda, Insecta, Lepidoptera, Tortricidae.
CUUCUUUUUAUUUUAUUUUGGUGGCAAUUUUAACUGACAUAUUCAUGUUGUAAUACUAGAUUAUCUACUAUUGUAAGUGUGACAGGUUUACUAAGUAGGUGACUGUACCAUCAUUAAAAUUCUAGAAUCGCCUUUCCACCUCUCCUCAGUUUUGUAACCGCUACGCAGAGAAACGCACGUACGCGGCUGUGUGCAGUACCUUGGUCACAAUAUUUUUCGAAAAAAUUGACAAUAGUUUUGGCGCGAGUUUAAUAAAAUUAAAAAGUUAUGGAGUGCUUAAGGAUUGUAUUGUUUACGCUCGUCCUAGUCCUCAGCCUGCUCAUCUCGGCAGAUUCAACGGUCCCGCAGCCAAGGGCACCUAACUUUCAGUAUUUUGAGAGGCCAAAAUACCGGUAUCCGUACUAUGACGAAAACGGACGAGGAAAGCUUCUCUACGGCUACGGAGGUCCAGAGCUGUACCAGUACAAGUCCUAUUCGCCCUUGGAAGGAAUCCAUUGACACCCAAACUCAUAAGUAGUUAAUUUGGUACAUCAUUUCGCCUCUGACUGCAAAGAGAUUUUAUAUCUAAAAGUAAGGAUGCUAAGUACGAAGACAAAUAAUAUGUAAUAGUAAUACCGUACAGAAAAUAAACUUCCUACAAAACCGAAGUUUGACAGCGAUUCAGGGUCGAAUCAUGUUGUCCCUUUUUUAUGUAUGGUACUAUCCCUUUCGGCUAUUUAGGGUUGUCCAAAUUCUUGCAUUAUCUUUAUCUGUGGUCGUACGCGCUAAGGGUCGUCCCGCUCUAAGCUCAAUUGCGGGCAUUUUUCUCUGUCGCUCUACUUGUCUUAGUGAGAGUAAAAGAGAAAGAUCCCAGCAAUUUGCAAAUUUCGGUUUUCGCGGUAGGCCCCCAGAACCGAACGGAGCCGAGAAAGCCCGAAAGAAACAGGGCUAUAACCGCGAAAAUCGAAGUUCGUCAAUUGCGGGCAUUUUUCUGUCACUCUUAUUACGUCUUAGUGAGAGUAAAAGGGAAAGAUCCUCGCAAUUUACGAAUUUCGGUUUUCGCCGUAGGCCUCCAGUUUCGCCCUCCUAACAUUGACCCGCCAAUUCCCAUCUCUUCGCAUAAUAAUAUUAGUCUCGCGCUCGCAUAGUGGCAUUGACCGCGGGCAUCAUGGCCGGGACAGCAUAAUAAUUAUUUGCGUUCAAUAGAGAUAGAAACAUAGGUCAAUGUGCGAAAUUCUUCACUGCUUUGCGUCCUUACUUUAUCCGGUAGCAGAACACUUGCUGCUGAUGAGCAGAGAACGGUAUAUCUCCGUCGAAAGGAUAAUUCUGAAUUUAUAAUAACCAACUCCCGAAGGUAUUAGAGUUCACGCUACGCUAAGUUUUCACGCCAACGGCUACGCCAACUUGGCGCUCCAGUUUAGAUAUAAUAUCACUGCCAAUUCCAAGUCCGUGGAAACUUAGCGUAGAUCGACAUGAUUGAACAUUUACUAUUUUACGUAAUUUAAAUUGUAUACAUUUAAAUAGGUACUUACGUAUUAUUAAAAUGUGUCUAUAAACCUUUAUGUACGUGAAUGAUUACGUGAUAAAUUGCUAGUAAUAUAAGGAUAUAAGGAAA